AUGUUAAAGAUUUUAGAUGCGGAUAAAGUUUUAUUAAAGACGGUGUCUCGGAAUUUUGGACCUGAACCAUUUAGGUUUUAUAAUUCUUGGAUAGGUCGUCAGGAGUUCGGGGAGUUGGUUAGAAAGGUUAAAGGAAAAGAGGAAAAGCGUUUGUUGGAACAUGAGUUUUCUCAUUUGGAAGAGGUUUUAGAAGGGAGGGAUUUUACUGAAGAGGAGGGUUGGACGUUUGAGGAGUUAAAAAGGCGGUUACGGAAGUUGGAUAUGUUUAAUCAACGUUACUUGCAACAAAAGUCACGUAGUAACUGGGCAGCGUUCGGUGAUGAUAACUCUAAGUUUUUCCAUGGGUUUAUUAAUAAAAGAAAGGCAGCUAAUUAUUUUCCGGGAUUGAUGGUAAAUGGUGUUUGGGAAUCUAAGCCUGAGAUUGUUAAACGUGAGGUGCUUCGAUUUUUUAGAGAUAAGUUCAAAGAAAGUAUGAAGAGUCGACCGAAGUUAGUGUGCUAUGGGUUGAAGAAGGUUUCGCAGAAUGAUGCCGAUAGUAUGUUGUUGGAAUUCUCGGUUCAAGAAGUUAAAGAGGCGGUGUUUGAUUGUGGUGCAGAUAAAGCUCUUAGCCUAGACGGUUUUAAUUACCGUUUCAUUAAGACGUUUUGGGAUCUUUUCGAGCAUGAUUUUGUGGAUAUUUUGCAUCAGUUCCAUCGUACGGGUAGGUUUAGUAGGGGGUUGGGUCUUCUUUUAUCACUUUGGUUCUGA
Molecule: messenger RNA, 747 nt
Organism: Helianthus annuus (common sunflower)
Lineage: Eukaryota; Viridiplantae; Streptophyta; Magnoliopsida; Asterales; Asteraceae
Exons: 3
Coding region: 1-747 (248 amino acids)
Source: RefSeq, a predicted model, not a curated record